AUGGCGCUUAAAGGUGUAGGACCAGGCAGGGUUUUCUGGUUUCCAUCUGAGGGAAAAAUGGCGAAGUGGUUCAAAGAGUUCCCCAUGACUCUGAAGAACGGUACCGACAAGAUCCGCUCAGUCUCUGAGUCAGGUUCCCAACCGAAAGCAAAUAAAGCCGGGCUGGUGACCAGCAUUGGGACCAAAACGGGCCAUCGCAAGAACUCCUCUGCAGACAGCACAGCAGGAGGUGGAGGCGGAGGUGUUGGCUCCCUGCUGUCCGGAAGGAACCGAAAGAACUCCGGCGCAGAGGUAAGCAGAAACGGCGUUGGCUCCCAGAAAGAUGGGAAAGUUUGGGACACCUUGCUGUCUGGGAAAAGCCGCAAAAACUCCAAAGCAGAGGCGGUGUUGGAGGAGCAGCACAGGCCCCCGAAGACCUCCCCACCCGCCUGCGCCUACAUCAGCCGGAUGAUAAGAGUGGACAAAAGCCCCAACUUCACCAGCAGCGGUACCGUCAGUAGCCCAGUGGGUCCUGAAGCGGAGAAACCUGUAGCCCAGUGCAAAACGGAAACUCUGAUCAUUCUCGAGGAUUACGCGGACCCCUUUGAUGCUCAGAAGACCAGAGAGCAGAGGGAUGCAGAGAGGGUCGGGGAGAACGACGGCUACAUGGAGCCGUACGACGCACAACAAAUGAUAACCGAGAUCAGACGUCGGGGAUCUAAAGACCUGCUGAAGGUGUGCGUGUCGACGGACGGGAGCGAGGGAGCUGCGGAGAAAGGUCAGCCGGUUGCCAUCUAUGACGAUCCAUAUGAGGGACGUGGUGGUGACAGUGAGAGGACGAUGGUGGCGAAGCCAGAGCUGGACCAGCGCCCCGCCACUGAGUACGAGCUGCCCUGGGAGUGGAGGAAGGAGCACAUUGUCAGGACUCUUUCAGCACAAUUUGACAACCCAGUCAAAGAAGAGAUGUGUUAUCAUACGCUCACCAGGCGGGCCCAGCUGCCGCAUCAGCAUCUGAGGCAGAAAAGCAGAAGCCAAAAGAUCCUAAGAUCCUCUCACCCGACUCUGCUGCCAUCUUCUGUUCCCUGCAGCAGCCCUGAUGGUGAAGCCUGCUGUGUGGACCCCUCACUGCCCCUGGAAAAACAGAGCUGGUACCAUGGUUGUGUGACCCGGCAGGAGGUGGAGUUCCACCUGCAGUCCUCCAAAGAGGCCAGCUUCCUGGUCAGGAACAGCGAGUCAGACAACAGCAAGUACUCCAUCGCCCUCAAGACGAGUCAAGGCUGUGUUCACAUCAUUGUGGCCCAGACCAAAGAGAACAGCUACACCCUGGACCAGAGCAGCUGCGUGUUCACCAGCAUCCCGGAGUUGGUGCACCAUUACUGCACCAGACGCCUGCCUUUCAAUGGGGCAGAGCACAUGACGCUGCUCCACCCAGUGCAUCGCAUCCACUGACUUUGACCUUAAAACCUCGUAGGAAGAUAUUUCUUUUGUCUGUACAUCCAUCUCUGUUGUGUUAUAUUUAUUGAUUUGAUGUUUCAAAUGUCUUCAGAGCCUUCAUUUGGCUGUUUUUCUAUCCAUUUAUUUUACUUUGAUUUGCAGCUGAUGCAAAACAUCAAAGCUGCUAAUUUGCAUGUGAACAAGCUCAGCAGAAAUGACAAGGCACUUUUUUCUGAUUUAAAUGUGACCUGAGUUCAGAAAGGACUAGCAGAUGUGUUAUUAGCUAUGCCUCUCAUAGCUGCCGCUGGUAAUUUAUUGUUGCCAAGUUAAAUUUCCUGAUAUUGGAAACAUUUGAGUUUAAUACUCUCUUCUACCCUCUGGUGGACAAGGUGAUGGAUUCCCCCUGAUUUAGCAAAACAAAGACUUCUUAUAUUUGUUCCAUGCAUAAAAGCAUAUCUAAAGAUAUUAAAACAGCUGGUUUUGGAUUAAUUAGAUUUUCUGCACCAACGGUGCUGUGAGGAUUUCCGUUUUACUGUGAAUGAGGGAGCAUUUUCAAUUGCAUUGUGUGCACUGUGAAGAGAGAAUGAUUCACCUCCAAGCAAUGUGCUAGACAGCGUAGCAACUCUGCAGUAAUUAUACUGUUUACUGACAAGAACUGAGGAUGUCAGGCUAAACAAGUCUAUUUAGUUUAGAGAACAUUACAGUGAUUCCCAACCUGUGGGGAAUCACCAGAUUAUCCAGAGUCCUGGCUUCUUUCUUAUGUGCGCUUCUCUUUAGCUCGCCCCACAGGUUUCUGGAGGAUUUAGAUCUAGGUUCUGAGCUGGCCAUGGGACAAGGCAGAUUUUGGAUCUGGUAAAUCAUUUCUAGGUUGGUUGGGUUUUACUAGUAGAGCCGACCAGGUUUGUAUAUAAAAUGUAGUGGUAUUUCAAAGAUUUCCUAAAGUUAUGUACUAUAACAAAAGGUUCUAAGGGCCUUUGAAAGAGAAUCUGGUUCACAGCAUCACAGAACCUCUACUGUGCUUAAGAGUGGGCAUAAGGCAGGCGCUUGUUCCAUUGUUCAAUCUUUACACAUGACCCACCUGUAGUAUUCAUUGCAGGAAAGCUCAGUUUUAUUCCCACAGUUCAUGAUGACUUGCACUCUAACAAAGUUUCCAAGGUCUUUGGUGAAGAAACAGACCCACAGCAUCACAUAUCCUCCACCGUAAUUAACAGUCAGCAUUGUGUGCUCACUGCAUAUUCUUCCUACUGAAGUAUUUGUUGCCAGAAACUCAUAUUUUUAAUCUCAUCUGGCAAAAGCAAGCGGUUCAGGUCAAGUGGUGUUUAAAAAAAGAACAUGUUUACAUUUGUGGUAAGAAAUAUUGUUUUUCGUGGCGUGGCUCCUAAAAAAACAGCUGGCAUGUACAGAGGUUGGACAAUGAAACUGAAACACCUGUUAUUUUAGUGUGGGAGGUUUCACGGCUAAAUUGG
This is a messenger RNA of Girardinichthys multiradiatus, 2879 nucleotides long. RefSeq names its product SH2 domain-containing adapter protein E-like. NCBI's taxonomy places the organism in Eukaryota, Metazoa, Chordata, Actinopteri, Cyprinodontiformes, Goodeidae. Gene Ontology annotation, molecular function: phosphotyrosine residue binding. The record is from RefSeq and is a predicted model, not a curated record.